Molecule: messenger RNA, 1302 nt
Organism: Manduca sexta (tobacco hornworm)
Lineage: Eukaryota; Metazoa; Arthropoda; Insecta; Lepidoptera; Sphingidae
Gene: Timp
Product: tissue inhibitor of metalloproteinase
Exons: 7
Coding region: 266-874 (202 amino acids)
Biological process (GO): negative regulation of membrane protein ectodomain proteolysis; negative regulation of endopeptidase activity
Cellular component (GO): extracellular matrix
Molecular function (GO): protease binding; metalloendopeptidase inhibitor activity
Source: RefSeq, a predicted model, not a curated record
GCAGUGCGCAUAAUAACUCCACCGACUCUACCACACGUUCAGUUACCGAUUGUCCGCUACGGGGAGCGCGUGUCUCCGAUAACGCCGAGCCGGCUGCGCGAGAGCAUAUACGACAAAUAUUUACAACACUUUUCCAUUUCACCCGCUUGUUUUGACAUUAAUUAUUCGAAAGGGACUAGUGCUUCUCUACAGUGUGUGUGCUACAUUGGAUCAAUUGUCCUGAAAAGCUGAAAAGUCUUCGAGUGCAGGUAGUGUCGGAUAUAGCAUGCUGACAAGGUGGCUUGCGCUGGCAUUAGUGGCAGCGAGCUGUCACGUCGCCGAUGCCUGCUCGUGUUCACUCGACCAUCCACAGUCGCACUAUUGCAACAGUGAUUUCGUAAUCGUUGGCAGAGUACAGAAAACAUACCGUGGCCGAGAUUUUUACCACGCUUACAAAGUCAAAAUUCGGAAUAUUUUCAAAGCUACACCAAAAGCGGCAUUGGCUCUUAAAUCUGGACGCUUACUAACACCAUCGCAAGAUUCCUUGUGUGGAGUCAGCUUACAACCGAGAGAGACCUAUGUUAUUACAGGACAUGUGUCACGUUUAGAGGCUCACAUCCAUCUCUGUGACUACAUCGCUAAAUGGCGCGAGGUGACGCCGCGACAGCGGAAAGGAUUCAGACUUCUUUACAAACAGGGCUGCACUUGUAAGGUUCAUAUGACACGGCGGCGCACCAAAUCGCCCAACACGUGCGUGACGAACUACGACGAAUGCUACGAGCGACACGGCGUCUGCCUGCACGACCGCGAGCGGCGCUGCCGCUGGACUAGGGCACCGGCGCUCACGAGAUGUCUGCAAUCGCAACAAUUCAACAGUACGAUGACGAUGACUUGAAUCGCACCCGAACGCUAACACAAACAUUAAAACGUACCUUUAUGUAUGUAUCUCGUUACGUCCACACGAAAAAUUGCAAUUUUAUCACAAUAUCAUAUUUAAUGGUGAUCAUUGAACGCGAUGCAGCUGUCCGCUGAUCUGUUAUGUUAAUCGAUUGAACGUAGGCGUCGUAAUAAAGUUUUGUAUUCAAAACUGUAUGAAUUGAUGUGAUAGACUGAAUGAAAAUGCAAAUGGAAAUUAUAAACGAGACGAAUUUACUUAAUCUAUUUGUUGUUUUGUGAUUUUUCUUCUGGACGCUGCUACGUUGUUGUUUUGUCUAUUAAGACAAAUGUAAGUUUAACGUUAUUUUGUAUUAUUUAUUUUUAAGUUAAUGAUUGUAAAAUAACAAGUUAUAGCGGUAUUAAGCCUAAAAUAAACAAUUUAUAAAA